ACCACUGCCGUCUCGUCCACAUGUUUUUUCCAAUUUGCAGAGGCUGCACAAUUUCGCUAUAAUGACACCUUAAUUUUUUUUAUACGCAUACACGUCAAAGAGUUUAUGAAUUUGUGCAUUUCCAAAAUGACACACUGCUGCUUCCUAUUUAUCUUAUGUGUUAGCAGAUUGCUAGCUUGAUAAGAACCAACGUGUUCUACUUCGACGACCGUGGAAAAUCACCAUCCCACAUGGCUUGCUACAUCCCAGUCAGGCAACUUUCAACAGUUGGACAGGUGGKGGUGGACAUAGAAUACCUACACGAUGAGAGUGGAUACGUGGUAGAGGGCAGUGACUAUGCGACCUCCAGUGACGUCAUGCUGAAGAAGGAGCAGAAGGACGUGGAGCUGGAUAAAAAGAUUGAGGCUCUCCGCAGGAAGAAUGAAGCCCUCAUGAAGAGGUACCAGGAGGUAGAGGAGGACAAAAAGAGAGCYGAGGAGGAAGGAAUGGCACUGCAGAGCCCCAAGGGCAACGCAGGGGACUUAACCAUCACCAUCAACAAGUCUACCACCGAGCCUCGUGUUGUGAUGACCAAACCAGGCACGUGUGGUUCUCCCARCCCAAAGGGGGUCCAGGACCUUGGGGAGAGGGAGGCGGAGGGGAACCUGCUGGGCUCAGGACGGGGCAGGAGGAAGCAGCUACUGGUCACCAUGGCUGGCAACACAAAGGGUAAGAGGGUGGUGAGUGAGAGGCUGGAGAGAAGGCCAGGUCCAGGUCCCGCCAGUCUGCUGAAUGUGAAGAGCCCUACAGAGGAUGGCUUGCACCAGCACCUUGUGGAAUCAGCAGGCAGAGGAAAACACCAGCACACUAACACAGCAAAGAAGGACACAGGACCACAGGAUGAAGGGGGGCAGGGAAAGGGUGUGACAGAGGAGCGUCACUGGCUGUCAGAGUGUGAGCCUUACUACCAGAAGUCUGAGGGGCCAGGCCUGGCAGGCGACACAGACCUCACCAUCCCCACGUCCAAAGAGGAGCAGCAGGAGUACCUGCACUGGAAGAAGGAGCGUGAGCAGAUCGACCGGGAGCGCGUGGCCCGCCACAGAAAUGCCAAUGGUCAGUGGAGGCGGGCGUGGGACAUGGACAAAACAGAGAAUAUGUUUUCAGAUAAAUCUGAGGAGAGAGUACAGGGGCCUCCAGAUAGAGGAGGAAGAAAUGCAAGGAGAGGUUACCCCAAAUCAAAUGCUGAGUCACGGGUUCAGCAACCACGGGGAAGAGACAAGGGGGUUAAAAAAGUGCCAGCGGUCAGCAGUAAAGCCAAGGGCAAGGAUCGGCUGACUGGGAGGGCCAGGAGAUGGGAUGCCAGCYAGGAUGGGGAUGGUUUGCAGGCCUCCGAGACAAGUUUGGAYGAAUUCUUAGAAGAGUUUGAUGCUUUGGGUGGGCCUGACGUAGACGACUCCACUGCAGAAACUCCAGAGGUCAAAGAUGUUUACCUCAAAAUUGAGUCUUUCCUGACCCCGGAUGUGGUGAAGACCGAGYAGGUGAGUGGACCCGUCAGUCCUGCCCUGGACCAAGCCGACUGGUUUCAAGCCCCAGCCGACACCUCAGAGGAGGGUACACCCAGACAGGAGAAGGCUAKGGAAUCGUCCCCUCGAGCUGCAGAGAAGAAGGUCCGCUUCUCGGUGGAGCUCAAGGGGCCCGGGGCCUACGAGCAGCCCAGUACGGGAGCCCAGAACUCUGCCCGCUCAGAAACCAAGGGAGCCAGCACUUUAAAAGUGUCCUCCCCCAGCAAAAACAGCUAUGAGGUGGAGAAGCAGGCCCCCGAGGGCCCUCCGAAGGACGCUGGUAAUGCCCUGGACCAGGGUAAUAAACCUGCUAAAGCUCUCCAGGCACAAAGCUCAUCGGAUSGGCAGACACCGGGGCAGGAGGGCUCUGAGCUUGCCGAUUCCUCCAAAACAGAGUGUGCUGAAAGCGGCCAUGACAGUGUGCCCACCCCUGUUUUUCCCACUUCACACAGCAAUGUCAAAGACGCUGCCCCUCCACAGGAGAAUGCUGUCCAGCCUUUAGAACAUGCUAAGAGCAAUAGCAACAGAAAUACAGAGGAACUGAUUGACUCUAGUCUGUCUGUUCUGAGGCUGGAGUCAGGAGAGACUCACCCAACCCACACCACCAGCACUGACAAGGCAAGAGAAAAUGGGAAGAUUGUUUGAAGGACUUUCAACGUUUAUAUGAAUUAGUCAAUAUGUAAAACCAAAACAUGCUUAAGUAGAGAAUUUACCAUAAGCCUUUUCAGUUUAAAGUGGAACUCKCAGCACUUUAACUACUUUGCAGAUAUGAAACAGACAAUCAUAAUAUCAGUCAAAAAUAUCACAUUCCCAGUUCAUGCUACAAAACCAACUUUUUAUAAGAGGUUUUAAAAAUAGGUUCUAUUUGACAAAAAAUUCCAUGACGUAGAGUAAGGCAUUGUUGGCAGAAUAGAUGGAUGCAGUUCAAUGRAUGAUUCAUAUAAUUCACCAAUACAUUUCAUGG
Messenger RNA from Salvelinus sp. IW2-2015, 2505 nucleotides. RefSeq names its product coiled-coil domain-containing protein 9B-like. The record is from RefSeq and is a predicted model, not a curated record. NCBI's taxonomy places the organism in Eukaryota, Metazoa, Chordata, Actinopteri, Salmoniformes, Salmonidae.